AUGGCAGACCCGACUCCCUCCAUCCGCAUGGCGCCGCCCGAUGCGCGCAGACUCUCCACCGCCGCGCUCGAUCGCUAUCGCGCGUCCGCCUUCCACCGCGUCAACCUCUCCCUGCCCGGUCUCGAACUGGUCCACUCAGAGCCGUACAUCUUCGUCCACCGGCAGUUUCUGUCCAAGGCCGAGUGUGCGGCUCUCCGGGAGAAGGCUGCAGCCACGUUGGCGCCGCAGACAUUCGACAACGACGCCACCGCGGGUGUGCGCACGUCUCGCGGCUGCGUCGCCCGCAGCGAGGAGGUUGCAUCGCUGCGGCAGCGGCUAGCGGGCCUCGCGAGCGUCGAGCUGGGCCAGCUGCAGCCGCUAAAGAUCUCGCGGUACGAGGAGGGCGCGCGCUUCGACAUUCACACCGAUGCCUGGCGGGGUGACCUGCAGGGUGCGCCGCCCGACCCCGAUGACUGGUGGGCGGACCGAGCGCGGCUCGAGUACGGUGUGCGUGGAGCGCCGAUCAGCGGCGUGAACCGGAUCGUCACAAUCUUUGUCUACUUGACGACGUGCGUGCGCGGCGGACGGACGCGGUGGCGGUGGACCGACUACGACGCGGCUCUCGGCGGCAACCACGGGCGCGCGUUUUACGAGCAGCCGGGGCCGGGCACGGGCGCGACGGACGUUGCCGGCGGCUCGGGCGCCGGCUUCUCAAUCUCCCCGGAGGAGGGCAUGGCGGUGGUACACUUCCCGGCGACGAGCGCCCGAUCAGGUGGCUACACCGACUACAACGCCUACCACGAGUCCGAGGCCGCCGUGGACGACAAGUGGGUUCUGCAGCAGUUCGUGUGGAGCCAUUCCAAGCUCGCGUGGCCACGCGUGCUCGACGCGGAGAACCUGGAGCCGGAGCGCUGCCUCUCGCCCAGCCAGCUUUGA
This is a messenger RNA of Emiliania huxleyi CCMP1516, 915 nucleotides long. RefSeq lists its product as hypothetical. The transcript is spliced from 2 exons. Gene Ontology annotation, biological process: peptidyl-proline hydroxylation to 4-hydroxy-L-proline. Lineage: Eukaryota; Haptophyta; Isochrysidales; Noelaerhabdaceae. Gene Ontology annotation, molecular function: procollagen-proline 4-dioxygenase activity; L-ascorbic acid binding; iron ion binding. Bases 1 to 915 code for a protein of 304 amino acids. Gene Ontology annotation, cellular component: endoplasmic reticulum. The record is from RefSeq and is a predicted model, not a curated record.